Messenger RNA from Brienomyrus brachyistius, 6869 nucleotides. It is a transcript of the gene plekhm3, whose product is annotated as pleckstrin homology domain containing, family M, member 3. The record is from RefSeq and is a predicted model, not a curated record. Bases 1436 to 3559 code for a protein of 707 amino acids. The transcript has 8 exons. NCBI's taxonomy places the organism in Eukaryota, Metazoa, Chordata, Actinopteri, Osteoglossiformes, Mormyridae.
UUGACAUCCUCACAAAAAAAUUGUCUAACUGCCUAACAAUUAAACGAUGAGGUAAUCUUAUUUUAAAGGUUCACAUAGGAUGUGAUAUAUUUAUGGCAUAUUGGUAAUGUAUUUUGUUCAGGUGUCAGCUAGGUCAAAUAUUAGCAUUGAGAAGCUGAACAUGUCUGGGAAGGGAGAAUGCGUAUACCACAACAUGAGUGCACUCUCACAUGCCAGGUUGCAGUUCGGCAGAUUAAAGGCUCUAUCUGUGUCAUAGAGCCUGUAUCAUUUCUGGUAGAAUUGCUCAUGAAGACAGUGGCUGUCCUUUGAGGGUUUUGUUUUGCAAGCCAUAUGCAUAAAAUAGAAUGGGCUGAAGAAGGUUCUCUGCCAGUGGGCUGACUGUGUGUGGUUGUUUGAUGGAGGACAUUUAGUCUGAUUUGGUCAGGAUUUACACUCUUCACAUAUACAGAUUUGGCUCACAAUUUAUAUUUAGGCAUUUCCACAACCGCUUUUACCGUUUCAUUUUUUUGUAUUUUUACAGAGUUCGAUUUGUAAUGUCCACACUAAAGUGACACUGAAACUUUGUGUAAUCAGUAAUAUGGUCUUAUUCUCACUAUUUGCAUCACAAAUAGAAAUUACUGUGUGUCAUUGUUAAUUUAAGAAGCACUGUCAAUUUGCACUCUGGUGCAAGCACAUAGUCUUUCUGCAGCCCUUGCAGGGAUAUUAAUGAUGCUGUGUCUGGCAGUCUGGAGUCACACCCUGCUUCUCUCCAGGGGUACACGUCAUGAUAGAUUCUUCUGUUCUGGGUUCAUAUCAGCACUGAGAAUUUCUGCCUUCCCUGAAAUGCUGACAGUUGGCAGCUCUGGGAUUGGCUGGCAGUGAUGUAAUUGGCUGUUAAUAAUUCAUGUCUUUAAGAAAGUGAAAACCCCUAAGCAAGAGGACAUGAAGGAGAAUCAAUGGCCUGUUACUGAGAAGGGAGAGGCAAAAGGUUGAGAGAAAAUGUGCCUGUGAUGACAUCAGCAAGCCAUCAGUUGGAGUGCUGUCUUAUUAUUAAACCCAGAUUGGUUUGCACAGUUCAUCGGAUUCCAAGGCGGGAUGCAUUUUUAUUCACGAGCCUCUGUGAGACAGUAAGUGACCUCAGCAUGACCGUGGAGGCCCAUACCAUGUGAAGGCCCUUGCCACUUUCUGGGAAUUCCCCAUUGACCAUCACUACCGACUCAUCGGGACUCUCUUCAUUAAUAUACUGGCAAAGUCCGCAAAGGGCUGCUUGCCAUGAAGUGGAUUCCCAUUCCCUGAGUAGCACCAGGCAUGCCCGUUUUGCUCCUGGCCACAGACAGCAGAUGCUCAGCCUCUACGGCCUGGUAGCUUUUGGAUCCUUUCCUGUCGACCCUCACAGUAAAGGAACAUUGACUGUUUCCUCACUGUUGCCUGUCAAUCGACAUCCUUGGAUUUGGAAAUGAUGGAAGGUUUGGAAGUGGAGGACAUCAGCCCUGCGUUGGAGGCGACGGAGGAAUUUCUACACUGCCUUGAGGGGGCGUCAACGCAUGGUGGCCGGCAGCCCAAGCUGCAGGAGGUGUCGGCCAUAGGACAGCUUGGCUCUGGGGCCUUGUGGGGCCUGCUAGCUGCAGAGCACCUGGAGGUGUCCCCACACAGUCUGGCCUGGGCUGACCAGGCGCCUUCCUUCAGCAUCUUCGGGCUUCGUCAGGGCAAGCGCAGCCGGGCACGGUCCACUAACGACCUGGCUGCCCAUGCCAAGGAUGACAACAACAGCACCAGUUCCUUCAAACCCGGCCAUAAUCGCUCCCGUUCCGAUGCCAACUAUAAGUCAUAUGUGGACAAUGGGAUGCUGACUGUUGACAAGAACAUGCUGAAGAAUAUGCUGGCCCUUAACAACAAGAGGGAAGGCGACAAGCAGAGCAGCCCCAGCACGGUGAAGCAGGGCGAGCUGGAGCAGCGGGAGGGUGCGUCUGGCCGCUGGAGUGCCUGCCACGUGGAGCUCACGCCCUGCGAGCUGCGCCUCUACGGCCUGGACAGCAGCGGCAACCGACAGCUGUGCACGGCCUACUCGCUGUCGCACUGCCACAGCGUCUGCGCCCCGCUGCCCCAGGAUGGCUGUGUGCUCCAGGCCGUCUUCUUCAACAGUACCCGGCUGCAGCUGCGUGCGCCCUGCCAGUGGGAGGCGCUGGAUUGGCGGCGCUGCCUGUGGGAACGCGUGCUAGCCGCACGGCCCUCUCGCCAGCAAGGGGAGCCUCUUCCUGCAUCUGCACCCGGCCCUGUCACCCCCUCGGCGCCCCGCCCUCCGCUGCGGCCAACAGCCCUGCCCAUCUUCACUCAGCGCUGCGCCGACGUGCUCAAGGCGGGGCUGCUGCACCAGCGCACAGACCUCAACAACUGGAGCACCUUCACCUUUGUGCUGAGUAAGACGCAGCUCCAGGCCUUCCCCACCGGUGGUCAGGGCUCUGUGUCGGAGCCCGUGCUGUGCUACUCGCUGGCCAGCUGCCUGGCCGUGCAGCGGGACGACUCUGAGGGGAGCCGUGCCCGCUUCCAGGCCGUGUUCGAUCGUGAUGUGCUGCGACUGCAGGCCGACGACGAGCGCACCGCCCAGGACUGGGUGGAGGCCCUGCGAACGGCCUCUGCGGCCCGGCGUGCCUCCACCGCCGUUGACACCCCUCAGCCCAGCAGUCCUCCUGUGCUGAUGCGUAGCAAACCCGCUGGUCAGCGGCGCCACCGAGAAACCCAGCGGGGCAAGCGCCAGUCAGUCACCACCAGCUUCUUGGGCAUCCUCACCUGCCUGGCCGUGGAGAAAGGCCUGACGGCCCAGAACUUCAGAUGUGCAGGCUGCCAGAAGCCCGUGGGACUGUCCCGGGGGAAGGCCAAGGUAUGCUGCUACAGCGGCUGGUACUACUGUCCGAGCUGCCAUGAGGACGACCUCUUCCUCAUCCCCGCCCGCCUGCUGCACAACUGGGACACCAGCAAGCACAAGGUGUCCAAGCAGGCCAAGGAGUUCCUGGAGUUUGUGCAGGAGGAGCCGCUGCUGGAUGUGCAGCAGCUGAACCCGCGGCUGUAUGAGCACUGCGACUCCCUGGCCGCCGUGCUGCGCCUGCGCCAGCAGCUGCAGUCCCUGCGCGCAUACCUGUUCAGCUGCCGCGCCGCCGUGGCCGAGGACCUGCGACGCAGGAUCUUUCCCAGGGAGUAUCUCCUGCAGCACAUUCACCUGUAUUCCUUGGCUGACCUUCAGCAGGUGAUCGAUGGAAAGCUCGCCCCCUUCCUCUCCAAGGUGAUCAAGUUUGCCAGCUCCCACGUCUAUAGCUGCAGCCUGUGCAGUGAGAAAGGCUUCAUCUGCGAGAUGUGUCACAAUGGCCAGGUCAUCUACCCCUUCCAGGAAAGCGCCACCAAGAGGUGUGAGGGCUGCGGGGCGGUCUUCCAUACGGAGUGCCACAUGCGGGCCCAGCCAUGCCCUCGCUGCGUGCGCAGGGAGCUGCACAAGAAGCCCUCGUCCUUCUGGAGGAGCAUGGGCCCCUGGGAUGACCCCGCCAACGACCCCUACAACUGCUUUGAGCUGCCCUUCCAGGACACCUGAACGACUUGCCAAGAGAAGGGAAACGUCUGGGGGCUGGAGUGGAAGACGGGGCAGAUUUUGGGUGGAGAGUGUGCCGCUACCCCUUCCAGGGCAGGGCACCUGUCCUUCUGUUCUAGGAAAAACGGAACGGAAUCUACACAUAAUGCGGCUUGUGUGCGGGGAACAUGUGUAGCGACUUGUGAAUGGUACCUGUGUGGAUGAGACUCACUGAUGGUGGAAUUGGAGUGUGUGUGCGUGUGUGUGUAAGCUAGUGGUGCCCGGAGUACUAAGCUCUUAGUGUAAGUGCCCAGGGGGAUGGAGAUAGAUGUUGUUCUCCCUGUCUGCUCACCUGGUACAGAAACACAGCCAGACAAAAACACUUUGCACCUCUCACAGAAGAAGUGCUGCUCCAUAAUGAGACCAAAUGACCCUCUCCUUUCAUCUUUGAAAUUAGUGCUGGGACCAAUAAGAAUGCACACACUCAGAGACACACAAGACGCGCAUCCUUAGUCGCACACACUCACAGAUGAAAGGGAAGGGGCCCAGGCUCUGAGGAUGUGAACCGUGAUUCUGUAACAGCGGCACCAUGUACAGAGGACUCUGCGGUGUCCUCCUCCGCGCUGCUGCGGCACCUUCCACUGCUCUGCAGGCUCCACUCCACUCGCUUCUGCUGCACUAGUGCUUUCUCUCACCUCGAAAGCUUUGUAUGAGCAGUGUUAGAGAAAGAGGCUUCUGGGAUGCUCGCAUCAUGUUGGAAAAGGCUGAGAGCCCAGGCCCAGCAUCCAGAGUGCAUCACUGACCUGUUCUUCCCAUGGAUUGGACCACACAUGCUGACUCAUCGCACUGUUAACUCUACCACCCUGUCUGUCCUGACACUGGCUCCUUAAAGAGUGACAUGUAAUUAGCGGGUCAAAUUUAAUAUCAAUGUACUGUUCAAGUCUUCCAUUUGUCUCUCGAAUUUGUUGUGCCAUCGAUUGCACUACUGCUUAUGAUUGAGAUUGUUCUAUUACUAAGAAUCCCCCAGUAUUGAAAAUGCUUAUUCUGUGCGUGUUACCACAGUAACCAUUUUUAUUGUGUAUCUCCACUAAAAGCAGGAGCCAGAGUGUUGACUCAUCCUCCCCAUCACUUGGCUUCUGACUGACUUUUCAUGUCUGGGCUGAUUGUUGUCAUGCUAGGGCUGGUCAUUUGGGUGAUGAGAGGGCUGACUUCAAGGGCCUGGUCUUUGGGCUGAGCUGUACAAGGGAAAUGGUGCAAUCCGCUUUGUUUUAAUCUCAAUCUGUCACCUCAGCUGAAGUUUGAUUACAAAACGGUACUAUUACAGCCCACAAAUGGAAGACGGCUCAAAGUCCCAAGUGCAAGCGAGGAUGAGGAAGCCGAAUGUCAGUCCCCAUGUGUCCUCCUGCCGUGCUCCUUGCUGCUUCUCCUGAACCUACGGCAAUAACUAGCUUUGAUUUGCUGUUAUUAAAAACCUACAGCAUUUCCUUUAUGGUACAAUGACCGUUGUAGAUUGACAAAAAAUCCAGAAACUCCCCUAUGCAACCUCCACUUUUAGCCCAUUUUGAUUGACCAAGGAGUGCUGUCUUGAACCUGCUGCAUCUCCAGCAUCUUCAGCGUUUCCUUUGAUUCUUCUUUUUUUUUCUUCUCAAACUCUAUAAGCAUGGAGCUCAAAGCAGGAGCCAGGUGUCACUCCCUAAGUAGCCAUAUAUUCCCAGCUGACUUCAAUGGGGAUGAUGAUGAUGAUGAUGAUGAUGAUGAUCAGCUGAGGUUUUGCAAAGUUACUGAAGAAGGGAUCACAAGCAGACGAUAAGAAUGUUGUUCAUAACUGAUGGUCGGGUUACAUUCUUAUCAAAUACCCAGCUGAUUGACACCUUCUGAUUACCUGAACUGUCCACUGGAAGACAAUGUUCAGCAUGUAUUAAUGUUGGCAGAAGCAAUUAGGUGGACUUGGGGGGUGACCCCCUGAAGUACGUAAUCCUGUACCUGCAGUGUGUUUCCAUCUCCUGUUUGUAAUAAUUUUGAUAUUGUAUUUAUUUAAUUGAAGAUGACAUAGAUGGAAACAGCCUAAACUUGUUAGGAACUGACGCAGAUGAAGUUUAACCAAAAGUAAGGGAUUAGAAUGGAUUUUUCUCAUCAGUUUCUUGCCUUUGUUUUUAGUUUUUUGUUUUGUUUUUGAACCAUUAUACUUGCACUAAAGAAACUUUCUUUUAGUUAUACUCUGUAAAUUUGUAAAUACUGUGUGUAUCUUGGGAAAGUGGGACAUUUACUCUGCUCCUACUAAAUGCUUAGAGUAUCAUUUUAUUUAUUGAAUUACUUUGCUUGCCUUAAAUCAAAAGCCAAAAUAAAAGCCUAUUGAUGUUUUGUGAUCCCUUUGAAUACAUUGCUAUGGAUGUGGGAUAGGCUUAUGUUACAGAAAUUGGCUUUGAAUAGAUAUAGCUUUAUAUAUAAACAGUAAAUUUAAGUUCCACUGUGCAUAGGGAGCCUUGUAAUAUAAUAACAAUUCAUGUGCAUCUUUCAUAAGCGGAUCUCCAUAACCAGUAAUACUUUUGCUUAAACUGUGUGGAAACUGGCUAUACUUUACAUUCUGCAUAGAAAGUUUCUAAAUUGUUCUUUAACUCGAUUGCAUCCCUAGUCAGGAUCAAAGGGGUUUGUUAGUAGACGCUGCUCCAUUGAGCAGUGGGGAGAGUUUGAAAUGUGUACGAUGGCAGAGAGGAGGUGGCUAAAACCACAACAGAACUGGAGGUGUUGUUUUUAGGAGUCUUAUUAGAUACUUGAACAGGUAGAGAGAUACUCCAGCUUUUCAGUUGAUCAGGGAAGUAAAUGUUUCAAUGCACUAAAUCCUACAGGAGUCUUGCCAGGCUUCUAACUGUUACUUAACUGUCAGUAAACUUGAAUAUAGUGUUAUAUACAUAGUCUUUUUCAAAUUCAGGGAUCCUCAGCACUCUGUGGAGGACUAUAUCACUUGCCAGACAAUGCCAGACAAUUGAACUCAAAUUGUAUAGGAUAAGUUUUUGUUUUGAGCACCGAACUAAAUGUUUUAUUUUUUAUUUUAAAUUAUUAUUAAAAGGGAAGCAAGAACCCUCAGUGACUUGAAUUUUCAUGUUACAUACAAACCCAUACAUAUCAGGUUACUUAUUAUUUAUCGAAUGUUUAUUGUAUUUGUUUUUUGAUGCCUCUACGCCCUGGCUCUGCUUUCCAUGUGUCUGUGAACUGCUCUGUGUGUGUGUGUGUUACUCCAUAUUGCGGCUGAUCUCUUAUGCAAGUACUGAGAUUGUGUCAAAUCCUGUUACUUUUUUUCUACCAAUGAUGCCAAUAAAGCAAACUAUUUAUCACA